Molecule: messenger RNA, 1009 nt
Organism: Macrobrachium nipponense
Lineage: Eukaryota; Metazoa; Arthropoda; Malacostraca; Decapoda; Palaemonidae
Exons: 5
Coding region: 170-628 (152 amino acids)
Source: RefSeq, a predicted model, not a curated record
CCUGCGUAAUCGCUCGUAGAGCAUCAUCAGUCCUCUCACAUCUGUCUCCAUCUCACUGCCUCAGCAUCUGCACAACAUCCAACAACUUCAGGUUUCCCGCCCUCCACCUCCUGAGGGAUCCCUCGUCGUUCUUCAACCACGUCAUAUCCCUCACAGUUUCUUAUCUCAAAUGGUGUCGAAGAUGGGACGUGGGGCAUUAAGAGUCAGACUGGAGAGUCUGGUGAUGCUGUUGCUCAUCCAAGUUUGCGUGGCUCCUAUUCCACCACAAGUCGCUUAUUUCAACAGCCUCAGGGAGCGAUGUGAAGACGCCGACUGCACUCGGCGAGUCUACAUGUGCCAGAGCGACCAAAUCAGCCAGGCCUACAACCCCAAGUUGAUGGAGUUCAAGAAAGACUGCGUCGAUAAUCACGCUGAUCAGGACCCUGUCACCUGUGCUCACCUUCAGUUUGGAGACUAUAACAGUGACGGAACGCUGCGUUCAGAGGUCCUGCAGGAGCAUUUCGAGGCAGCCUUCAGCAAGGAUCCCCAACUACUGCAGAGCCUCGCCUCCCGCAUCGAACUCUGCGACAAGAACUUUCCGGCCCAAGUCUUCCUGGACUGUGUGUUGGAGGGCUGCGCAACGAACUAACAAAUGCGUUCCAUUUGUACGAAGACGGAGAUCCUGUGUGUCCAGCAUCAAUCAUUUUUGCGGAGCAGUCUUCCACAACUGAACUUUUUUGAACCACUCUAUCCUUGAUGAGAGAUUCGUGAAAUCUCGCCUGAAAAAAACGUUCAUCCAGAGCUUUCGGGCUGAGCUUUAGACAAUAAAAGUUUUAAGAUGAGGUAAUCCUCACUCUCCAAAUAGACAUUUAUCUCCUUGAAGUUGCUCACAACACAGUUUCCCUUAUUUUUCAUUUUGCCUAAUGAAAUUAGGUAGAUGUGGUACUUAUUUCAAGUUUAGCACAGGAUUUCCAUAUUUAGAUUACAUAUGAGAGAGAGAGAGAGAGAGAGAGAGAGAGAGAGAGAGAGA